AUGACACACUAUAUUGGAUUAUCCUACUACGAAUGCAAAAGAAUACAUUAUACCAAAUAUUUCUACAAAUCAUUAAAAGUGUUAUUUUUUGGUUAUACUUCUUGUACUUUUGUUUUAUUGUUAAUAUUUAAUAUAAAUAUGGCGCAAGGGCAGGAAAAUAUACCAAUUGCAGAAUUUAUGGAUAUAGCUGAAAAUAUACCUGAAUUAAAUUUUUCAAUUAUGCGCGAAAGAUUAUUUACAUCAAUGUUGAAUAAAUUAUCAAGUCUAUAUCUAACAAAUGUAUCUAAAAAGAAUCGCAAAUUUAUAGAAUUUUCAAUACUUUAUCUUUUUAUAAGUGGAUGUUUAUUUUUGGGUUAUUUACACUAUAUUUUACAUAAUAUUCCUGGUCCUUGUUUAAAGGAAAUAGGAAAUGAAUGGCCAAAAGAUGGAAUUUUAAGAAUAGAAGUAAUUAAAAAUUUGAAACAUGUUCUUAAGAUGGAGAAACUUUUUAUAUACAAUCGUACUACUGAAGUAACAUAUUUUGAAUUAAAAAAUGUUUUCUUAAAUGGACCAUCAGCAUUACCACCUCAAUUAAGGUAUAAUGAAAUAGAUGAUGUAAAUGAAGUAUCACAAAAUAAUGACUAUUGGUUUCAAAAUUUAAGAGAUUUUAUUUUUAAAGUAUUAGUUGGAAUAGAAGAACCAUAUUAUAAUUCUGUUAAUGAUUUACUAACACAUUACAACACUAAACCGGAUGAAAGAUUUUUUCAUGGUGGUCCAGAUAAUGAUGAAAUAUAUUAUCAUACAUUUGAUCCUGAUUUUAUUCCAUACAUGAGAGAUAAUUUUAUAAGUAUUGUAGAAUUUUCUUAUUAUCAUGGAUUGUUAAGAUUACAUCCAACAAUUCGUCAUAAAUACAAUAUUCCUGUUUAUACAUUAAGAUUAGAUUCACAAAAUAGUUCAUGUUUUGAACAUAUUGAUAAAACUCAGAUAAUGGUUAAUUUUAUUGGUUAUGAAGAGUCACUUAUUGUAUCAUUAAAACAUAUGGCCGGUACAGAAACAGAACGAGGAUAUUUUAGAGAUAUUUUAAGUGGGGAAUAUUUUAGAUUUGUCUAUUUUAAUCAUCCAAAAAGAAAUAUACUUAUUGCCGUUGGAUCAAUGAUUUUAUUUACGUUAUUAAUUUCACUUUUACUUAGAUAUUCACAUCAACAAAUAUUUGUUUUUAUAAUGAGUCUUUUAAGAAUGUUUGAAUUAAAUAUAGCCAUAAAUUCUCCAGUAGCUCCAUUGAUAACAGUUAUUUUAGCAUUAGUUGGAAUGGAGGCAAUAAUGAGUGAAGUUUUUCAUAAUACUUCAACGGCUUUUUAUGUUAUUAUGAUUGUUUGGGCUGGUGAUCAAUUUGAUGCAAUUGUUUGCCGUCAUACAUUAUCAAAAAAAUAUUGGUUAAGAUACUUUUUUUUAACACAUUGUACUUUUUAUGUUUAUCAGUAUGGUUCAAAUGGAUAUUUCCCAAAUUUAGCAUUAUUUAUUUCAACAGUUUUUAUAUUGUAUACAAUGAUUAAAAUAUAUCAUGAUUUGGAACUUAGUUGUUUUAUAAUGGAAAAUUUGUUAGAUGAAUCUAUGGAUAGGAAUAUUCAAAAUCAAAAUACAACAAGUAAAGGAAUGUAUUAUUUUGGAAAAGAUAAACAAAAUAAAUGGUACAUAGGACAUUUAAAAAUAAAUUCAUCAAUGUUAAAAUUUUAUGAAGAAGGUCAAAUAAAUAUUGAAAAAGCAUACAAGGGAGAUUUCCAUAUUUUACCUAAUACCUGUUUUCCUGAAAAAAAAGAUUUGGCAUUAUGUGUUAUUAUUCCUGAAGAAAUUGUAGUAGAAUAUUUUAAUAAUCAAAUAGAACCAGGAUUUUUUAACUACAAUUUUCCAUUUGUCAAUUUUUCUAACCUUACAAAUUCAAGAAAUUUAGAUGAAGUAUCAAUAGAACAUCGAUUUGAAGCAUCUGUUUCACAGUCAAAUAUUUUAUAUAAUAAUAUAAAAGAAAAAAAUGUAUCUGAUAGUGAAAUUUGUCACUUUGUACCAUAUUUUUAUUAUGAUAAUGUGGAAGAAAAUAUGUCAACAUUAGCAUCUAAUGAUGAGAAAUUUAAUUUGACAUAUAUUAAUAGUCGCAAUGAAGAAUUUUUACAUUGUGAUAACGAUGAUGAGGAAAAUGAUGAUAUAAGAGAUAUGCUUAAAAAAUGUGACAGUCUUCACUUUUUUAAAGAUAUACGAGGUACAUUAAUUGAAAAUGAAAGUUCUACAUCAGAUGAUAGGAGAGUAUCAGUGUCAAAUUCACUUCUAAGGUUACCAAAUUUAGUUGCUAUUCAACAUUUUAAAAAUAUUAUAUCAAAUGCUAUACAACGUGAUAAUGUAUAA
Strongyloides ratti is the source of this 2373-nucleotide messenger RNA. RefSeq names its product Membralin. The record is from RefSeq and is a predicted model, not a curated record. Gene Ontology annotation, biological process: positive regulation of ERAD pathway; response to endoplasmic reticulum stress. The transcript has 4 exons. Gene Ontology annotation, cellular component: endoplasmic reticulum. Bases 1 to 2373 code for a protein of 790 amino acids. Lineage: Eukaryota; Metazoa; Nematoda; Chromadorea; Rhabditida; Strongyloididae.